Molecule: messenger RNA, 1241 nt
Organism: Aspergillus steynii IBT 23096
Lineage: Eukaryota; Fungi; Ascomycota; Eurotiomycetes; Eurotiales; Aspergillaceae
Exons: 3
Coding region: 438-1241 (267 amino acids)
Source: RefSeq, a predicted model, not a curated record
ACCCCAAGAGGCUCUUUACGGACCAACGCACCAGCUCUGACCUCAUGGCUUUGCAGGAAAAUAUCCAAAUGGCCCCUUCGACAUAACAAAGUUCCCGUCCACGCGACCACUCCCAGCCUUACAGUGAGUGGAUGCUCAGGCCCCGAACACGAGGUUCGCGGUGCGCCAAGUUCGCCGGUGGCCCAGAAAUAGUAUAGCAGUUCGCUCGACCUUAUCGAGCCGUGUGUGAUAGCGCUGGUUGAUGCUGGAGAUUUGGGCUCGCCAAGAGGAGAAUACGAGUGUUGGCCCACUUGUCGGAUUGGUUCUGUGGUAUAAGUAUGUGUGGAUGAGAUGGUCCGUUUUAUUUCAGUUUGUUUUCUCCUUUUCUCAAGCAGUUGUUCGAAGCUGCGGAAAGAAUAGCAGACUUGCGAGGGCGAAUCACUGCUAAUUCGUUCAAAAUGAUGUUCGAUCGAGCCCUGUUCCUUCUUAUCACCAGCGCGACAGUUCACCAAUGCGUGGCGGACGAGGAAGCUAGCGACAACGAGCUUCCCAUCUUGUUAAAGCAGGAGUUCUCCACGGUCGAGUACGGCGCCCUCGAGAAGAGAGACACAUGCCCUGGCGGCGGACGAUGCAUUAUCGGGCGAUGCUGUGGUGACGGAUGCGCGCAGAAUUGCUGCGGUCAUGAUGAAGGCGGUGUUGGAUGUGGAAUUGCCCAGCGAUGCAACUUUGAUGGGAACGUAUUUAUCGGAUGCUGUGCCAAUCUCCUGGGACGGUGCACCGGAACACCGACUAUGAUCACCAUCAAUACUCCUUACAGAACCGUCGCGAUUAACACUGACGACACACUUCCAACCACCUACGCUCCGGCGAUUCCCACAGCGGAUGUGACGAGCGGGACUGGCCGCUCUACCGAUGUGGAUUCGAGUCUGAGCACGGCCUCUGCGGCUUCAACCAGGACCACGUCGACAUCGACCUCAUCACUUGGUGACAUUUCAAUAAGCACUGCAGUUGAGACGUCGACGAGCACAUCGAGCGAAUUCGGCCGGUCGACUUCCGAGACAACGUCGAGCGAUGCCUCCAUAACCUCGAGCUCGGACUUUGAUUCGGACUCUAGCUCAACUGCCGAUGUUGAAGCAACUGAGACCGAGACCGCGUCUGCUGCAGAGACUACCGCGUCGAGCGGAGCAGCUGGGAGAACAUUCGGGGGCAUGGAACUGGGAUCGUUGCUCGCAUUUGGGGCAUGGUUUCUGGGAACUGCAUAG